Messenger RNA from Heterocephalus glaber (naked mole-rat), 3528 nucleotides. Lineage: Eukaryota; Metazoa; Chordata; Mammalia; Rodentia; Bathyergidae. The record is from RefSeq and is a predicted model, not a curated record.
CCCUCAGCAGCUUACCUCAGCAGUCUCCUCAGGAUCCUCCCUCAGACUCCCUCAGCCUCCUUCAGACUCCUUCAGACUCUCAGCCUUCCUCAGUCAACCUCAGCAGCCUCCCUCAGCCCCCUUGGCCGCGCUCUCCCCGCCGACCCCGGCCCCCGGCCAGAUGAUGAACUUCCUGCGGCGCCGUCUGUCUGACAGCAGCUUCAUCGCCAACCUGCCCAACGGCUACAUGACCGACCUGCAGCGGCCCGAGCCGCAGCCCGCGCCCCCGCCCGCCUCGGGCGCGCCCCCCGCCGGCCCCCCGGGCCCCGAGCGCCGCCCGCCCGCGCAGCCCAGCCCGGCCCCGGCGCCCGCGAGCAGCGGCAGCGGCGGCGGCGGCUUCUUCAGUUCGCUGUCCCAGGCCGUGAAGCAGACGGCCGCCUCGGCGGGGCUGGUGGACGCGCCCGCGCCCGCGCCCGCGCGCAAGGCCAAGGUGCUGCUGGUGGUGGACGCGCCGCACGCCGACUGGGCCAGGUGCUUUCGGGGCAAAAAAGUCCUUGGAGAUUAUGAUAUCAAAGUGGAACAGGCAGAAUUUUCCGAGCUCAACCUGGUGGCCCGUGCAGAUGGGACCUAUGCUGUGGACAUGCAGGUGCUUCGGAACAGCACAAAGGUUGUCCGGUCUUUCCGCCCAGAUUUUGUGCUGGUCCGGCAGCAUGCCUUUGGCAUGGCAGAGAACGAGGACUUCCGCCACCUGAUCAUUGGCAUGCAGUAUGCAGGCCUCCCAAGUAUCAACUCCCUGGAAUCCAUUUACAACUUCUGUGACAAGCCCUGGGUGUUUGCCCAGAUGGUGGCCAUCUACAAGACGCUGGGAGGAGAAAAGUUCCCACUCAUCGAGCAGACAUACUACCCCAACCACAAAGAGAUGCUGACACUGCCCACAUUCCCUGUGGUGGUGAAGAUUGGCCACGCUCACUCAGGCAUGGGCAAGGUCAAAGUGGAAAACCACUAUGACUUCCAGGACAUCGCUAGUGUGGUAGCUCUCACCCAGACCUAUGCUACAGCAGAGCCCUUCAUUGAUGCCAAGUAUGACAUCCGAGUCCAGAAGAUUGGCAACAACUACAAGGCUUACAUCUCCUCGAGGGCGAGCAGGAUGGAGCCUGCACCUUGCAUAGCAGCAGGCACACGGGAAGCACCAUGAACACUCAGGAAAGAGCCCUUGUGGAGAACUGAGGCACAGAGCUGCUUCUGUUUGGUUUGGUGCUGAAGAUUGAACCCAGGACCUAACACCAACUAAGUACACACUCUACCACUCUACCGCUGUGCUACACUCCCAACAUAGUGGGAUUUUUUUCACAUUUAUUGACUAGAUUCCUACUUUUUAAAAGUCUGUAAUUUUAUGUUUAUAGUCUUCUCACUUCAAAAAAGGAUUUUAGGGUUGCUUAAGAAAUAGGCACAAUAUAAGAUAGAACAGCUUAAAGACCUUUCUAAAAACUAGCCAAAAGAAGUAGAAAAAUGGAUAUUUUCAGAUAUCUAGGAAAGCAGAUAUUCUGUCUUUUAGGAUGUAGCUCAGUAGUAGAGCUCUUGCCUAGUUUGCAUGAAGCCUUGGGUUCCAACUGUAUUACCACUAACGUAAAUGAAUGAAUAAAUAAAUAAUAUUUAUUCAUGACAACAGUGGAACAAGAAUAUUUUGAUCCUUAAAAAGAGACACUACAUUUUUAAGGCAUAGGGUUUCUAAAAACAAUUUAAAACGAAGCACAAGAGAAGUCCCAAAUGUUGACAGAAAAUGGCCAACUGGAGAAGCUUUGGAGGACAUUGACUUGUUUUUAUUUGCAAGGGACCAGCAGGGAUUUGAAGGAAUAUUUAGACCCUCACAGUUUCUCCCCAUCUCACCUCUCCCCAAGCUUGUGGCCAUCUCUGCUCUCAGAAGAAAGAAUUGACUUGGCAGAGCUCAGAUGAGGGGACUCAGAGAACUUUGUAGGCUUUACGGUGCUACUCAAAUGGAAGAGACAUUAUUAUUAUUAUUUACAUUAGUUUCUGAGUCUCUGUUAGGUUUUAUACCUCGGUGCUGGGGACAAGGAAGUGAGUGACUUGAGAAUGGUCAUUAGGACAUACUGUAUUUGUAAACCACUGAUGUUAGGAAAACAGUUAUUUUUAUUGUGGCUUUUGACUCUAUGUUUCUACUCAGGCUUUGCAAACCAUUCAGCUGUUUAUUUGUUUGGGUAUAGGGAAAGCUCAUCAUACCAAGGGAACCAAGAUUCCUGGAUUUGUUUCCAUAUCUGCUUUGACUAGGUACACAGUGUUGGACAAGUCACCCAGACUUUCUGGGUCUUCGUCUGCUUGUCAGUAAAGCAGACCAGAGUUCUAGCCUCUCACAGCAGGGGUUUGACAGGAGUCUCCUUUGAGGGAUGGAUGAGGAGGCACCUUGGAGGCCUCAGCACCAUCCAGUGUGAGACCUGUUGUCCCCCAUAAUGGGCUCACAGGGCUGCCUCAGGGCUCAGGAAAAUUGGGUGGAUAUGUAUAGCUUCUCGGUGUCUGGAGUCAGCUCUCUGGGAGGACUCUCUUGGGAACUAGCACAGUCUCUCCAAACAUUGUCCAAACAGUGCUGGUGAUAACAAGUGCUGGCUCUGUUCCCUAGGCCAUCCCUUUGUCCUUGACUGUGUCUAGGUGAAGACUAAGAAUUUAAGAGAUAUAUUCUUAGUGGUUUAUAGUUUAUUUAAACCUGUACCAAUUGGUCCCUGAGUACCAAUCUGCAACUCUGAGUUUACAGAUAAGAGCAGCUCGGUGAGAUGAAAUGACUCUCCCACUGUCAGCCACACAGUCAAGAGAAAAUCCAGAACCAGAAAGUUGGUUAUCUGCCUCCUAUUGAGCCCAAACUAAUUGACAUAGCUCAUGGUCAUGUCUGAAGGGUGCAGUGAGCACAGCAGAGGCUGGUGGCUGGAUGCUGUCAGCUCUGUUUGAUGGAUGGGGCAGCCAGAGAGGAUUACUGACUUCCAGAUCACACUGCUGAUCUUGUAGUGGCCCUCAGAAGUGGCCUGUUGGAUGACUGGGUGAGUGUGCCAGUAAGGAAGCCCAUAGCCACAGGACACUGCCAGAGUUCUCAGAAUGAGUGGGGCUCGGUUUACACAUACUGAGUGGGCCCAGAUGUUGAGCAAGUAAGUAGGCUGCUAGGGAUAUAAGACACAAUGUAUACCCCAGGUGUUUUCCAUAGCUGUGGACAGUCUUAGCUGAAGACUCAGCUCCAAUAACUAAAGCAAAAAGUAGAAGUAACGUUGUCACCAAGGCAUAGGUGAAGUCCUGAGUGGAGCAAGAGCACAUCUGGUUGAAGAUUAGUACAAGCUCCACAGAGUGAGACCCUCCUGAGCUAGGCCCUUGUAGAGAGAGGAGGGCUUCCCAGGUGGGGGUCGGCAGAAGCAGUGGGCUCGAAGCUCAACAGACAGCUGCCAACAGACAGCUCUCCUAUUGGUGCGAGAGGCAGUGAGCUGAAUUCUGGAAGGCUGCAUCUCUCUUCUUGCUGGUGUGGUUCAUGGCCUAUCCUAUCCCCGAUGGACCUUG